AUGUCUUAUUAUUUUGUCAUCAUAUCACCGGCCGACACUCCUUUGUUCGAAUUGACCUUUGGUACAUCGAAAGCUGGAGGGGAUGGAGUCGCUCGAUUUCGGAAUGGAGAGACGUCCCGGUACAUGAAUCAGUUCAUUGUUCAUGCGGCACUGGAUGUGGUGGAAGAAGUCCAAUGGCUGAGUCCGAACAUGUGGCUCAAAGUGAUCGACAACUAUGCUCCUACAAAUUCCCACAUCAGCUGCUUUAUUACCGGCACCAACGUCCGCUUCAUGCUUCUUCAUCAACCCUCGGCAAUUACCAAUGCCUCUGCGGGAAGUCGGACUUCUACAAUCUCUUCAACCUCGAUUCCUCAAAAUCCCACCAGUCCACAGACCGAAGAAGCUAUUCGCCAAUUCAUGAACGAGGUCUUUGAGCUAUGGGUCAAGACGUUGAUGAAUCCAUUCUACAGUAUCGGCAAACCCGUCACAAGUCCAAUGUUCAGACAAAGGGUCACUGCGGCAGGCCGAAAAUGGUUGUGA
Molecule: messenger RNA, 519 nt
Organism: Exophiala spinifera
Lineage: Eukaryota; Fungi; Ascomycota; Eurotiomycetes; Chaetothyriales; Herpotrichiellaceae
Exons: 1
Coding region: 1-519 (172 amino acids)
Biological process (GO): endoplasmic reticulum to Golgi vesicle-mediated transport
Cellular component (GO): nucleus; TRAPP complex; cytoplasm
Source: RefSeq, a predicted model, not a curated record